Molecule: messenger RNA, 1200 nt
Organism: Sodiomyces alkalinus F11
Lineage: Eukaryota; Fungi; Ascomycota; Sordariomycetes; Glomerellales; Plectosphaerellaceae
Exons: 4
Coding region: 1-1200 (399 amino acids)
Molecular function (GO): nucleic acid binding
Source: RefSeq, a predicted model, not a curated record
AUGUUGAAUCGCUUGACUUGGCAUCCCUCUGGACUUCCGUCUUUCGAUGAUGCGAUGAGCAAUGACAACUUCCCCUUCAUCGUCACGGCCUGUCAAGCCCGCCCCUCUGGCCAUGGAGUCGUUAAGCUCAAGAAUAUACCUUUCACUACUCGACGCACAGAGGUCAUUGCCUUCUUGGGUCGCAACUCGCGAAUUCUCAACGAUGCAGACGAACCGGUGCAUAUAAUCAUGGAGCGCGUAACCAGCAAGACGCAGGAUGCGUACGUCGAGUUCCAGACCAUGGAUGACGCCAUCAGGGCCGUUGAGCGACACGAACAGUAUAUAGCCAAGGGCAAGACUCCCCGCCUUGGAGAUCGACCUGUCCAGCUGGAGCUUUCGAGUCAAGCGUCACUCAUGAAGGAUCUGUUUCCGAUUGCCACGGGCAUUGUCUGGAACGGGAAUGAGGCGCAGAUGGACCCGCCGAAGGCCACUCAGACAUUUGGCUGGUUCAAGGGAUUCAUCUCAGAGGAAGAGAUGGUCAUGCUCGUCAAGCACGUUGAAGUUCCCAAUCGCUCUCCCUAUGCCAAGGACUGUCCUCAACGCCCGUUCGAGUGCCUAAUCAGUACACUCAAGAAAUUACCCUGGUCGCAACACAAAUACAUUACUAUAGGCCAGCGAAACGCGAUCCAUCAGGCCACGGUCGAUCUCACGCGUCACCUGUGGUACCUGGUCCGGGACGGCCGGGACGAAGUCAACCUGAACAAGCAAUUGCUACGUCGCCUCGUGACGGCCGCCAUGACUUGCCCUGGCUUCUCUACGCUGCAGAAGGACAGUAUUGCCUACCUCAUGGGCAUGGACGAGCUCGAAGAACGGUCUUACGGCCAGCCUCGCUUCGCUAGUUCGUGGCGACACCUCCUUGCCCUGGGACCCAAGCCAGGAAUCCCGCUGGAUGUCAUCGAGUGGUAUAUUGCUGUGAUCCGUGAUGAGACGCGCAGGCGGGUCUCGAUGCUCCCACUACAGGCGCGAUCGGAGGUGGAAAAUUCCGCGGGAGACACAGACGGCUAUUUCGGCUUUCUCUGGUUCGAGCUUCUCGAGUAUCGUCAAUUCGGUCGAUCGUUCGACAAUAUGACCCUGAAGGAAGCUGCGGGCCAAGAGAUGCACGUCAUCGAGAAAAUUCUCCGCCGCGCCCUGAUAGGCCAUCAGGGUUAUCUUCGACCGUAA